GGGGCAGCGUAGACCAGAUGCUGCUUGACUAGUAUCAUCGUGCUACCGCAUUUUUUGUGUGUGUCUGUAGCAUAGACUGGUCUGUAAUCGUGCAGCAACGAGGCAAAGGAAGAUGUGCGGAAGGACCGCAUGCACCCUAGCGCCAGACGAAGUUUGCCGUGCCUCUCGCUACCGAGACCGAGCGGGGCAACGUCGACAACCGAGAUGGAAGGAAGAGGAUUCUGACAAAUACCGACCCUCCUACAACAAAAGUCCUCAGUCCAUGAGUCCCGUCUUGCUAUCCCUGAGACAUUUUGAUAAGAAUGCCCCAGUUGACGAGUGUGUGCUGGCAGCAAUGCGUUGGGGCCUGGUUCCCUCCUGGUUCAAAGAAAGUGACCCAAGAAAGGUGCAAUACAAUACCAACAACUGCCGCAGUGAUACAUUGCUAGAGAAGAAGUCGUACAAGGAUCCCCUGUUGAAAGGGCAGCGGUGUGUAAUUCUGGCCGAUGGCUUUUACGAAUGGAGAAGACAGGAGAAAGACAAGCAGCCGUUCUUUAUAUAUUUUCCACAGGUACACAAGCAGGAAAAAACCGAGGAGCAGGAGGCCCUUCAAAAGGAAAAUACACUGUGCUCUCUAGAGGAAGACAAGGAAGAGUGGACAGGGUGGAAGGUUCUAACCAUUGCUGGGUUGUUUGACUGCUGGAUGCCCCCAGGUGGUGGAGAUCCGCUCUACACCUACACUGUCAUCACUGUAGAUGCAUCCCCUAACCUGCAAUGCAUUCAUGACCGGAUGCCUGCUAUUUUGGAUGGAGAGGAGGAGAUUAGAAAAUGGCUGGAUUAUGGUGAGGUGAAGUCAUUAGAAGCCCUUCACCUGCUUCAGUCUAAAAACACUUUGACCUAUCAUUGUGUCUCAUCAUUGGUGAACAACUCACGCAACAACUCUCCUGAGUGCCUGAAACCUGUGGAUCCUCAGAUUAAGAAGGAGCCCACAGCCAGCAGUAAAAUGAUGAUGAGCUGGCUGAAGGGUAGCAAAUCCUCCAAGAGGAAGGAGCCAGACUCUGAGGAGACCAAAGAGGAGGAGCAUAUGGGAGCUCAUAACCUCCCUAUAAAGACCAGUCCAGAGAAGAAGACCAAGCCUGCAGGGUCCCUCCAGCAGUGGCUGCAGGGAGCUGGCAAGAAGCCACGGACUAACUGAGCAGGGCAGAUUAUUCAUCUUAAUUUAGUGCAGGGCUGUCCAAUCUUGUUCCUGGUGAGCUACCAUCAUUCAGGUUCUGUUUCCAACCCCCCUUUGUCAUGUAUCCAGCGGCCUACAGCACUGUAGCUUUCCAGUAACAGGGCUAGUUAGAGUGCCCUAUUUUAUUAAACGUAUAUAUUUCCGUAGGUAAACUAUGAUGUGCAAGGCCAUGUCAGCCUAUGGAAGGUAUGCAUUUGGUCUGUUAAAAGUUUGUACAAUAUUAAAUAAAAACAUUUUAUUCAAGAAUUGUUUUAUUAUCAUUAUUACCUCAAACAUUGCAAAUACUUUUUCAAAGAAUGUAGAUGCAAUGCAUUUACCAUUUUAAGAUGAAUCCUUACAUUUCGCCCAUGGUUUUACAGUUUUCCAUAAGAUGCCAUUUAAUUUUAAAUGAAACAAACAAUAAAAGAUCAGAUCUGCUAAAAUAAAAUAUCAAGCACUUUAAUUGUUUGUCAACUUGAGCUAUCGGCAGAGAUAUGGACUUUGGCAAAGACAUGCUGCUUGUCAUUGCCAUAAAUUUGAAAGAGGUUUACAGAUGAACAAAGUCUUACAACAGUUGAUAGAGGAAAGAGAAGACCAUACAGAGGAACUUAAUAUGACUAGUGGUCACAUUCAUGUUACAGAAACACCUUGUCACUUCCCCAAUUGUACCAUGUUAUACAUCAUGGAGGGUCUUUCUUUGUACCUCUCAUGUUAAACCUCUGAAUGUUGACCAAAAAUGAUUUACCUUCCAAACUGAGGCAAAGCGUCAUUUUGACCAUUCAGAAACAGCAAACGACUAGUUUGUUAGGGUAUCAUUGAGGUAAAGGAACAGUGUACCACAUUGCUACAGCUUUGAGCUGAAAUACUUAAUUUUGACUUGGAUUUCAUCUGAAGUCUUUGAUUGUGUUUAAAUGAAAAAGUGCUAAGGUAAUGCUUCAAACAAAACAGUUUGUCAGAGUUGCCAUUUCACUUCCAAGCCAAUUAUCACUUGUAUCUGUGGGUUGCACA
Molecule: messenger RNA, 2200 nt
Organism: Hypomesus transpacificus
Lineage: Eukaryota; Metazoa; Chordata; Actinopteri; Osmeriformes; Osmeridae
Gene: hmces
Product: 5-hydroxymethylcytosine binding, ES cell specific
Exons: 6
Coding region: 113-1174 (353 amino acids)
Biological process (GO): DNA damage response
Molecular function (GO): single-stranded DNA binding
Source: RefSeq, a predicted model, not a curated record